UCAUUGUCCAACCGUUCCUGACCUGAGUCCCCGUCUGUGUGAUCCCAAUCCGUAUCAGAUUCCAUCAACCAGAACCAUCAGCGACAUCUCCGAGCCGUACCAUAGCUAUGUCGUCGCGACUUACAGUUCCCGUCUCCAAGCUGGUCAGCCGCUCCUUCAGCAGCACGCCCGCCGCUGCCCGGCCCAGCCAGCUCCUCAACAAGGCCUCAAAAGCAGCAGCUGCCACCGGCGCAGGCAGGAAAGCCAGGAAACCGGUCACCGAGGAAACCUCGGCCGACCAUCGCGCCCAUUCAACAACCUCCUCCUCAUCCCCUCACCGUCCCGUCCCGCCGUCGCAGUCAAAGCCCAGGACCAUCCCCUUCAUGCAGACCUUCCACCACUCGGCCCCGAAACCAGCCGCCCCCUCGUUCGUGACCAUCGACCGCGCCAUCUUCCCCGACCUCGCCGCCCAGGACGCGCAGUACGAUCCGUACGCCCACAUCCGCGUGCCCCUACUCCCGGACAACACCUCCCCUCCCGCGGGCCUGCGCGCCGCCGAGGCGGUGGACGCGCCGCUGCCGCAGCCGGAGAUCGUGGUCGUCGCGGCGAAUCCGGAGCAGGUCCUCCCCUCCGCGCUGACCGAGGUUGAAGGGAUGGGAGUCGACGGCGUGGAGCUCGGGUUCGCACACCUCUUGGGCAGGGAAGUGGAAGAGAGUUUUGAGAUGGGCAAGGGGAUGAUCAGGAUGUGGCGCGGGAUGGUGGAUGAUGUUUUGAAUAGUGGCAGUAGUAGUAGUGGCGACGCUGAGAACGGGGGUUCGGCUGCUGCUGCUUGAUGGAGGUGGGGUGGCCUUGACUUGUCUGCGACAUGAGGCGGUGGGGGAGGUGUGGUUGCCUUUUUAUUAUCUAGGAUGACAUGACGAUAUAUGAUGUACUAACGUUGUAAUUUUGUGAGGGCGCUUGAAGCACGGCCCGAAGCUCAACCACGGGCCUUAGGUACACAGGUUGUUAUUACUAUGGUCGCCACGAGUGGGCUUUUGAAUUGCAAUUUUGGCUACCUAUCUGUAACAAUGUA
Molecule: messenger RNA, 1051 nt
Organism: Chaetomium strumarium
Lineage: Eukaryota; Fungi; Ascomycota; Sordariomycetes; Sordariales; Chaetomiaceae
Exons: 2
Coding region: 108-812 (234 amino acids)
Source: RefSeq, a predicted model, not a curated record